Messenger RNA from Seriola aureovittata, 2014 nucleotides. It is a transcript of the gene jpt1a, whose product is annotated as Jupiter microtubule associated homolog 1a. The transcript is spliced from 5 exons. NCBI's taxonomy places the organism in Eukaryota, Metazoa, Chordata, Actinopteri, Carangiformes, Carangidae. The record is from RefSeq and is a predicted model, not a curated record. The coding region runs from base 166 to 624 and encodes 152 amino acids. Gene Ontology annotation, cellular component: nucleus.
GCCAAUUUGACACUGGUCCAGUCAGACUGGAGGCAGUGGCAGGUUGAUUACUGGGAACCACCGGCUAGGACAGACAAUGAUGAGGCGGUGAAGUACUGCUAAUGAAAGAGUAAUUUGCGUGUAUCUUGUUAGACUAAUUAAUAUUUCACGACUUCUUGUGCAACAAUGACGACGACCACGACAUUUCAAGGGAUGGAGCCCGGUGCUAAAAGCAGUUCCAGGGUUUUGCGCCCUCCUGGUGGUGGCUCCAACAUUUCACUUGGUGCAGAUGAGGAGAAACCUCCUGUCCGGAAAAACAAGAUGGCCUCCAGUGUUUUCGCUGAGCCAGAGGACCCCUAUGCUAAUCGAAGGAACAACCCACCAGGUGGGAAGCCCACAGGUGUACUGUGUGGAGAGCCGUCAGCCCCCCUGAGGCGAGGAGGGAACCACACCACCAAUCACUCAGCAGAUGCCCCCGCUACAGAAGGAGAAAAUCUUGUACGCGAUCAUGAAAACUGUGUGGCUGAGCCUGAAGCUGUUCCAGAGCAGCCGGAAGAGGCCCCCCCAGCUGAGGAGCCAGCUGCAGGAGCACCAUCUGGCCGCAGGAAUCCCCCCGGGGGCAAGUCCAGCCUCAUCCUGGGUUGAAUCCAAGCCAACUUCCCCUCUUUACCUCCACUCGUCUCUGAACUCAUCUUUUUUUUUUCCCCCAAAUAAGGAUCCCCAGUCCAUUUGUCUGUACCACAGGAAUCCUGAUGUCCAACAGGCACCAGUCUCCUCCACAUCCCCAAGUGCAUUGUUUUGAUACCUCUUUUUUGGAAACCGUUUUGUACUGUUUUUAUUGUUUGUUUAUUUUGACAGAAGCACUUUAUGUAUUUCUAUGUAUGUGGUUCAAAGUCUGCCUUUGUCCCUGUAAUGCAUUAGACCUGUCAGAAAAGGGUACAAGGAUCACAUUUCUCAUAUCUACCAAUGGAAAACCCCUGUAACUUUAUUACAACAGCACGAGCUGUAGGUGAUUAUACAAGCAGUUUGUAGAACACAAGCAAAGAAAAAAGCUGUCACUUUUGCACUGUGUUCAGUUUUGACCCAUCGUGCAUGCACAUCUGGUCUGUAAUGUAUGAAUGUGAGAAGAAACAUAACUGUGAAGAUUUUUUUUUUGUUUAAAUAAUUCAACCUGUUUGUUAUUUGUUUUUUUUUUGUGGAAUAAUUGUUGUAUUGUUGUUGCAUGAAGUUGGAAUCUUUCUACUGAUUAUAGCGUUAUUAUCCACAUAGGAGCCAAAUAGGAGCCACAUAAAUUACUGUAAUUGUGAUCUGAAGGAUGCAAACAUUUGUCUUUGGAUAAGUACUGUAGGCCCCAUGUCAGGUAACAGAAUUGGAAUAAGCCUUUUUUUAUAUUGUAGUCACUAACCUUAGAGUAUUGUAAUCCCAGUGCCGGUUUUGAGUGCCCCAUGUUUUUAUAGGUAAAAUUUACUCUAAAAUAAAGUGUGCCUGUUUGUGUGUUAGGCUACAACAUCAAACAAGGUUGGGUUUCUAGUUACUGCAUCCUACCAGUAUCACCAAGGUCUAGUUUUUUUUCCAUUGCAACUUAAUGGAAUGUUGUUGGUCCUGACACUUCAGUGUUUCUGGUAAACCCAUCCUAGAUUUGACAAGUGACCUUAUGACAGCUCAGCCUUUUUUUCUCCUGUUUUAUCCCCUUAUACAUUUGUUAAUGACCCUGCUCACUGGAAAUAUACAACAGUCUUUUUGUAGAUCUCACGUCACAUUAUUCAAACCAAAAUUCAAACUCCCUCCUGCUUCUGUCUUUUUGAGUCACAUGUAUGACUGCUGGGUCAACCAACUGUCGUGCAAGAAAUAACCUGAAUUUCAGGUUCAUGAAAUGUCUUUCCUGUGGUGUCUAUUUUUAAUGUGUGUUAUGAUGCAAGACAUGUCUGUCUGCAUCCUAUACCAAUUCCUGUUGCUUGAUGUAAGUCACUGCAGAAAUUUGAAUUCGAGAAAUGGCACAAGUGGAAGUGAACAUUAAAAAUCAAUCUUGACCAUG